UAAGUUUACACUUUAAUCAAUGAAUUGACUUCUUUUGAUGAAAUCUUUGGAAAAGCUUUACAAAAAUCGAAAAUAUUGCUACUCGAAGUGAAAAAGCCACUAUAUUUUCGAAAAUCAAUCAUUUUACCUCUAAAUUUAUGCAUUUGCAGUAUAUCGAUGAGAAUCGAACGCGCUCAGCAUUUUAGGUCGAAUGCUAUGAAUUUUUUAAAUUUAGAUGAAUCCGAGCAGUUGAGAGGAGGUAAUAAUGCUCUUGAAGAAGUCUCGAUGGAGAGGAGUAAGGUUACUGUCAGCCCAAGAGCUAAAUUCACCAGUUUGGCAAAACGAGUACGAAUGGGGAAAAAGAUUGAAAAAGCUUUAGGUAAAGAUAAGAACUCAAUUCAAGGAUCAGUGGACGAUGCCGACAAGCCUCCAGAACCUUAUGUUUGUAAAGGGCAUUUUGUGGAUGAUUUUACCGAGCUUUGUAAGAGAAACAACAUGGAAAGAAUCCCUCCCGUAAUUCUGAGACCCAAGCGUCCACCAUCUCCAAAUUCUGCACCUCCACCGGAAGAGAAACAUAAGGGUUCGAAAAAAGAUACGAAAAGAGCCCAACAGGAAGCACAAAUGUUAGAAACUGAACCUGAACCAGAAGUUGAUGAGUUUGGAGAUCCUCUCCCUAAAACAUUCUUAGUGAAAAACAAAUUCGAAUACUUCAAGCCAUGUAUUCAAACUGAAAUGGAUCAUCCCGAUAAGCAGGAUACAGUGACUAGUAUUUUCAUUAGGGGCUGGAAACUUGAUGUGGAAAUGCUCAGAAUUCUAAAAGAGUGCUGGAUGAAACUUGAAAAACUUCAUACUAUAAAUUUAUGGAAUUCUGGCUUAAAUGGACAAACCGUAGAAACAUUAGCUUCUUUUCUGCUUGAUUGUACAAAUAUUAAAAUUCUUAUCUUGGAUAAUAAUCCUGUUAAGGAACAGAAUUAUGAUCUUUUGUUGAGAGAAGAAUCAAACAUACAACAAUUAUCUUUGAGGCAUUGUAGCAUCAAUGACAAGGGUGCAGAAAAUCUAGCAAAAUCUUUAGGAUCAUUGCAUAAAACAAAUAACAAGCUAGUGAGCUUGAACUUAAACGGGAAUUUCAUAACUGAUCAAGGAGCUAGCUCCUUGGCUCGUGCUCUCCGUCUCAACAGAUGUCUCUUAUCUUUAUCUCUUGCAUACAACCAAAUAGGAGAUCACGGAGCAACUGCAUUUGCUAAUGUUAUUUCUAAGUUUGAAUUGACUCAUGAAGAAAUAGUAGAACGUAGAAAAUUACAAUCUGAGAAAAGUGAAUCUCCCGUAGACUAUAGAAGAUCACCAAUGCCGAAUGGAAGACGAGGCGAAUCCAGAGAUAGACCGGGAAGUGUAAGAUCUCAAAUUAACAUUGAUAAAGGAGAUAAAAAGAAACAAGGGGGUUCAAAAGGGAAGAAAGAAAAGGAAAAAGAAGACGACAAAGGAAAAUCAAAAGGAAAAAAAGAUGAAAAAACGAAAAAAGCCAUAGAAAAGGGUGAGAUAAGUGUUAAUUUUUAG
Molecule: messenger RNA, 1533 nt
Organism: Dimorphilus gyrociliatus
Lineage: Eukaryota; Metazoa; Annelida; Polychaeta; Dinophilidae
Source: the annotation of a GenBank genome assembly